Etheostoma spectabile (orangethroat darter) is the source of this 5333-nucleotide messenger RNA. RefSeq names its product leucine-rich repeat-containing protein 3B. The coding region runs from base 338 to 1120 and encodes 260 amino acids. Gene Ontology annotation, molecular function: protein binding; signaling receptor activity. Gene Ontology annotation, cellular component: plasma membrane. NCBI's taxonomy places the organism in Eukaryota, Metazoa, Chordata, Actinopteri, Perciformes, Percidae. The transcript is spliced from 2 exons. The record is from RefSeq and is a predicted model, not a curated record. Gene Ontology annotation, biological process: signal transduction.
CCCUCCCUUUCUCCCGGUUCACUCCUGUGCAGCGUUUCAUACUUCAUAAGUAAAUAUGCGAAUUCACACUGCGACUUGUGCGUGUCAGUGAGCGGAUAGUGAGCAUGCGGGCUUCCCUCAGCCUGUCCCGGCUGCUCCGGAUCAUAUAACCGCAGCUUCCCCCCCAGCAGGUAUGGCUUUGUCUGCAGGCCUCAACGCAGCAUGAAGACAUCUGAUCCCGGGGCAGGAUCUCCAGUCAGCAGACAGUGAAGACUAGUCGCCACUAUGCGAUGUGUGUAAGGGACCAGUGGCGGUGUUGUGGACCCAGGCGGGAUGCUGCGGCUGACGGCUGGUCAGUAUGACUUUGCUGGACUUGUGGCUGUCGCGCUCUAUCCCCAUGUGCCUGCUCCUACAGAGCCUAGUCCUCAUGGCCCUGUGCUUCCCCUCGGCCAGCAUGUGUCCAAAGGGCUGCAUCUGCCAACGUGACCCCCACCUCCACGGCCUCAACGUUACCUGCAGUCAGUCCCGCCUCAAAGAGAUCCCCUCCAGUCUUCCGGUCGACACCGUCCUGCUGAGGCUGGACCACAACCAAAUAGGCACAGUGCCCGAUCAAGCCUUCCACGGACUCCGGCUUUUGAGGGAGCUCAACCUUUCAUACAAUGCGGUAGAAACAUUAGGGGAAGGGGCCUUCAGCGGCAUAGAGGCGACGUUACAGGUGCUGGACCUCUCCCACAACCGCAUCACUAGCGUACACAAGGAUGCCUUCGCUCGGCUCAAGGCCCGCGUCAUUGUGGACGAUAACCCCUGGCAUUGUGACUGUGCCCUCCAGCAAGCCAUCGGCGGGAUGGCCCACAACCACGAGGCUGCCGCCAGGGUCCUCUGCCGGAGCUCGGAACUUCGUGACCAAGAGGGUCGACCUUUCUUGGCGGUCGACACCGACCUCUGUACCCUAGCCAAAAGGACCACAGACUACGCCAUGCUGGUGACCAUGUUCGGUUGGUUCGCCAUGGUCAUCUCAUAUGUAGUGUAUUAUGUCCGUCAGAACCAGGAGGACGCCCGGCGCCACCUGGAGUACCUCAAGUCGCUCCCGAGCAAGCCCAAGAAACCUGACGAGGCUGACGACAUAAGCACUGUUGUCUGACGGCAGUGUCAUAGUGACUGUGUCCCACACAAACCUCACAAACACCACAAUGUUUUAGGACCCACAUUUCUAGCGUAUACUAUUUAAAACUUUUAGGUGAUGUGAGCUUCCAAUCUGCUGAGAAAUCUUUGUAUUUUGGAAGUUCUGUUGUAUGUACCGGCGUUUUGUUCAUGACUGAUCUGAGAUGAGAUGAGUAGCGGGGCCACAGAGUCUAAAAGUCUAAUACCAACAUUGUUUUUUCUACAAAAGUUGCAUACGGAGCUUUGAAAAAUUUUAAUCUCAGGUUUAAACAUUUACGUGAUAAUGGCUUUUUAAGAUGAAAAUUUGGAAUAUCUGAUAAAAAAAAAAAAUAUUUAUAAGAUGUGACACCUGAAACUUAAUUUCCUUGAGCCCUCAUUUUGGUGUCUCAAAGCCCACAAUAUAUGUACGUUGAGUUUUGCAAACACUUGCUAAACCAACUGCAUCUUUCAUAACCCUUAAAAUAUAUGUAAAUUAUAACAUUUACAUUGACAGUUCUGCCCAGAAAUGUCAGUAAUUCUUAAGCCAUGGUCUGCUUAUGGAGACUAUUUGAUCUGUACAUAUACAGUAUGUCAUUUUUGAUCAUUAAAGCCUUGGAUAUGGGGUAUGCAGAUAUGAGGUCUUAUCUCCCUGCUUGCCUUGAGCUGUGGCGUCCUGUUUUUAAAUAGACAAAGACAAAUUGGCGCUCACUGAAGCAUUUAGUAAACCAUGUGGUAACAACAGAGAAUACUAGAAACUAUGGAAGCCCAUUUAUGUCAAGAAAAGAAACAAAUGAAGGGUCAGGAACGAUUAAAAUUUUUUAAAAAAAAUCACUAAAAAUUAUAAAAUUAUAGGGAGACAUUAGGAGUUAUUAGAUGAGAUUUAUGUGAUAUUACCACAAAUUAUCAAAAUUACUUUAAAAGAUAGAGCGAGAUGGCGCUAGCUUUUACUAGCUUGUCAGUGUUACCUGCUAGGUCACCAUUACAAGUUAGGUUAAAUUAGUUUAGAGCCAGUAGUCUCGGUUGUUUGGAGACCACAGGUUCUAAUCUGAAAAUUCAGGGUUACAGUUCUGGCACAAACAUCACCCAAAACGUAUAAAGAAUCAGGUAUUACAACUUGGUCCCAGUGGUUUAACUCCUCACCUUGCUGUACACCCGGGUGAGUCAGCACAACAUGAUAUCACUGUUGGGUGUUGUUAUAGUUGCAACAAAGCACACUUCUGACCAGACCCAACAGUGUGGUCAGAGGGGAAACAGGCUUGACACUUUCAGAAAAAUAGAAGACAUCAUAGCGGUGUCCCGGUUCAGCAUCAGUCUCCUCUUGAGUCUUCAAUUUGAGACCAAAUCAUUGCAGGUCAACAAAGCAUGUCCUAUUCCAAAGGUUCCUCCAGAUUAAGCCUAGAGAUUUCUUGGCCAUUACAUUUUUUUUUUUACCAGUAUUUGGUGGAAGGCUAGUCUAUUCUUUGCCUUCUACAGAACCCCCCCCCCCCCCCCCCCCCCCCCCUUACAGUCUUACAUUACAGUUUGGUCUAUUCAAAAUACAGUACAAGCAUUAUUUUGGGCUGCAGACUGGCCAUUCAGCUUGGACAUGUGCAUUUACAUUUUAUUUCUAGCACAUUUAUGCCACUUAAUAAAAAGUGAAUGGUAUCUAAUACAUUCAUUGGUUUUGAAUAUGUUUUCUGGUUAUCUGAAUUACUAUGGCAGGAAACUACAGUGUAUGUCUGGUGAAGGAUUCUAAUUGAUAAAGAUUCUGAAUGUUAAGGGAUAUCGAAUAGUAGAUAUUUGAUAGCAUUUUGAAAAAAGGCGCCCCAAAUUUGAAUUUAAAAUUCUGCCAAACGGUUCAUUCUUGACCUUGGGAAUAGUUUCCACAAAAUAAUCCUUAGUCACAGUCCAACUAGCUUUUCCCUUAGAAUUUUCCCUAAUUUCCAGCCGUCAUCAGCUGAUGGAGUGUGUUCAUUGAGUUGGCUAACUUGAACUGGAACUUGGAUCAUGUGACAAAAGAUGAGAUACCCAACAUAGGACCAGGAUGAUCAUUGCUAAAUUAAUGGGGACCGCCAGAAGCAUCCCAGUGGAACCUAGGCUGCUAGAACAUAUAGACAGAGGAUUUAAGGCAACGGGAGUCAGUACUUACCUUGAGAUCUCAGUUGGUCCACCCCAAAGUAGGACGCUCGUGUAUGACAUCCCAAGCGUACACCAUUUUAUUAACUGUAACCACAAUUUCCCCCAAACCCAACCCCCUAACCAAGUGUUUACUUCGCUUAACCUUAAAGCGCCCAUAUUCUGCUCAUUUUUAGGUUCAUAAUUGUAUUUUAAGGUUGUACCUGAAUAGGUUUCCGUGGUUUCAUUUUCAAAAAACACCAUUUUUUUGUUGUACUUCACAUUGCUGCAGAUCCUGUUUCCACCCUGUUUGUUUAGGUCUCUGUUUUAGCUCCUAAGUGAUACAUCUCACUUCUAUCCUAUCUUUGUUGGGAGCUGCACAUGCUCAGUAGCUCGGUAAGAUUCCAUCAGCUAGAUAACUCUUUCUCCAGCUUUGGUCAGUCCAAGGCAGGAUCAGCUGGGAGACUUCUUCUAGACCAGGGCCACCUGUGGACUACUUUCAGAACAGGGACAGGAAGUAGUUAUUUUGGAGAUUAUGGUAGUGGCUGUUGGAGCAGUGGUUUGCCAUUGAGAACGAGCUAGUAUGCUACGGUUAGCCACCCUUCACCUCGAAUGUAUUCUGAGGUGUUGCCCCCAUGUACAAAAUGAUGUCACAUGGCCAACGUUCCUUGGAAACUGAACUCUCUUGCCGACAAAUGACUAAACGCCUUUAAUUAAAUUGAGAUUAUUUUGUCAAAGAAUUUAUGAUGUCUUAUUUGAUGUUUGGGAAUCUAAGGUAUUUUGGGAACGGUGUAACAUCUGUGGACAGGCUCUUGCUGUUUUGUACUGUACAUUUCUUCCUUCAGUUUGUAAAAUCUAUGUUUGUUCCUGUUGUGUUAAGUCCGCUGUUGUCAAUCAGAGUCAGUCUUUGUAUAUCUGCACUGAUCAGAAGUAAGCACAAGACUAAAUGUCAGUUUCGGUGGACUCUUCUUGUUGGUGAUUUGUGAUUACUCCAGUCCUUCAGAGUCAAUGUUGUUUACUGUUAAUUGUUGCCAUUUGCCUUCACUUGAUUUCAUUUGUACCAGACCCUUUCAAGGGGAGGAAAGAGUUCUCAAAGUUCGGGAUGGUACAUUAUAAGAUCAUCUCAGUCGUGACAAAUCAACACAACCGUCCCUCUUCAAGCCAAGCUGCCAGUGCAUGCAUCGUUUCCCUUUAAUAACACUGUACAGUAAUGUUCCCGGCAGUGGGUGAAAAGAAAAUUGAUGUUGUUAUUUCCCAAAUGGCUUAUUUUCCAUCACAGCCGCUGGAACAUAGGACCAGAGAAAUCCAAUGAAAACCACAUGAAAGACCAGAUUGAUAUGUAAUUGUACAGGGAAAAAAACUAACAAAAAAAAAAAUCUAAUUUUAUAAAUACUAACUACUUUAAAUAAUAACCUAAAUGCAUCCUGCACAUGAUUGGUGACAUGUUGGCUAUUGGGUGUUAAUGAUAUCUUGUGAAAUUUCCUUCUCUGUUCAUGUUUUAAUUGUUUGUUACAGAAUUUGUACAAUAAUGGUUGUUAAAAUGACGUCUUAGGGGAUAUGCAAUGAUUAUAUGUUGGUAGAAAACACUAGGAUCACAUGUAAAUAGGAACGUUGAUGUUGUGUGAAAUACUUGAAAUCCCUUUAAUUAGUUGUUCUUGAAUGUGUUAAAUUCCUUAGCCUUGUCUUGUAGAGGCAACAUCACACUCCUCAUGACAAGAUCAGGAUAGGCUAUGACAUGCAUUUCCAAUGUAAUGAAGCAGAGUGUAGCCAAGGACCCGAGAGUUUUUCUAAGUGCCUGAAUACUUCUCUCCUCAUUUUAUUUUUUUAUUUAGGUCUUCUUUCUCCACCUUUGGUCUUCGUUCUGACAUGAGCCCCUCUUAGUUUAGGGUUCUCACUGUUUAGUGGAUUUGUCAAUUUAGCUUUAUUUAGCAAGUUAAAACUGAAUCAACCAUGCUGAUGUAAAGAGCUGUUAUACUGUACCAUAUCACAGUUUUCCGUGCACAGACAGUGUGUGAUAGACUAACCCACAGUUGAGAAUGAAAAUGUGAGCACUGACUAUCAUGGUGGUGUUGUAAUGGCAUGACAUACAGAACAUGAAAUAAAGGAGGUAUGCAUUGGUU